ACACCCCACUUCGUCACCAAUUCGGUUCGUCACCUACCCCGUUCGUCACCAAAAACCCAUUUCGUCACCAACAAAAUUCCGUUGUCCACCUGCGUGCAAUCCGUUUCGUCACCACUAAGCAUUUAUUGCUUCUUUGUGUAAGAGGGGAACUAAAACGUAAAAUGGAAUAUGUGAGUUGCCUGCAUUGCCAUUUAAUCGUCGGUGAUAUCCCUCUACGUCAUUAUUUGUGCGUAUGCUUUGACCAAACACGCACCAAUCUGCUGGUGUCCAUCGUCCAGUAAUCCAAGUAUCACGUAUAUAUGAAAUGAAUAUGAAAGAGAGGAAGAGUAGGAAAAUAAGAAAAACAAAGUGACACACACACACACACACACACACACACACACACACAGAUGUAUGAGAGUGAUGGGGAGGGGAGGAAGACGGGAGGGCUGCUCUGAUCACGGGAAGGACAGGGGAUAGACCCAUACACACGGGUGAGCAGCCAUGACGAAAGUGCGAAAUUAUGCACACUGAAUACUGAAUCGGAAAAAAAGACAGAUUAGCUCAAAUGCUUCAAACGGUUACCUAUUUGUGGAUUCACGCCAGGGAAACGUUUUUGCUAUCGUUAAUUAACGUUUAUGGGGGAGGAAGGAGGAAUAUAUAUAUAUACACAGAGAGAGAGAGAGAGAGAGAGAGAGAGAGAGAGAGAGAGAGAGAGAGAGAAAUAUGGGAAAUGGAGGGAGGGAAAAUAACUGACACCUGAUAAGAUAAGGACGGGCCACGGUCAGUCAGUCUCUCUCUCUCUCUCUCUCUCUCUCUCUCUCUCUCUCUCUCUCUCUCUCUCUCUCUCUCUCAUUCUUUUUUUCUCAUUCUCUCUCUGCUGCCGGCCCGCGGCCAGUCCCUCCCUCCCUCUCAUUAUCUCUUUCUUUCUCUAUUCUUUCUUUCUCAGAGAGAGAGAGAGAGAGAGAGAGAGAGAGAGAGAGAGAGAGAGAGAGAGAGAGAGAGAGAGAGAGAGAGAGAGUUAGUGAAAUGAUAAUGUUAUGGCUGAAAGAAAGGCAUUAACCUGUGGUCCCGUGAAACUGCCGCCGAGAGAGGUUCCUAUUAAACUGACAAUGUGACAGUGAGACAGUCUUAUCCAUUAGCUCGAUGACUUGAUCGGAACCAUUGACGGUUUUCUCAACACCAAGUCAGACAUUCACCUCAGCAUGGCCUCCAGUAGUCACUCCUGUUCAGGUUGUGGGAAGGAAGUGCGACCACAGCAGCAUGCUCUACUGUGUGACAACUGUCACCAGUGGAGACACAGAGUGUGUGACACAAACAUGACUCAGGAGAUGUACAGGCGGAUUAACAAGGAAUUGAAGGAGGGCGGAUCUUUUGACUGGACGUGCCCUGAAUGCCCUAAGCCCCACCACUCCCCCAUCAGUAGUGCCUGUCAGUCUCCGCUCGACCACUCCUCCGUCAGUGGUGCCUGUCAGUCUACGCCCAACGCUGCUACGCCCCACCACUCCCCCAUCAGUAGUGACUGUUACUCUACGCCCCGCCACUCGAUGGAGGAUUCCUAUGAGUCUAUGACUAUAGUUGAUCUAAACAGUUCUUUUACGGUGGAUUUACCCAUCGAUCAAGUUAUCCCAGUGCAAGAAAUUUCCCUAGAAAAUGAACCACUGAUAGAAGAAAAUCUAACUGAUAAUCAACCAGUGACGUUUGAAAUUGUUCCCGGUGGUACAAAGCGCGGGAAGCCACGACUGCACGGUUCGGAUGGAUACACAUAUACAAUAAGAAAGGAAACUGAAUCUGUAACAUAUUGGACUUGUGCCAUUCGCCAAAAGAAUAACAAGUGUCCAGCAAGUGUGAUUCAAAGAGGUGCAAAUUUCAAGGCAGGGCAACACACCCACAGCCAUCCCCCUACACCUGGACUCCUUUCUGCAACAGCAGUAUCGGUAGCCGUGAAAAAUCGAUGUGCGCACGACAACUUUACAUCAGCUGCCCAAAUUGCAGAAGAGGAAUUAGCCUCAUAUAAAGAAGCCCACUCUAAUGCCCACCAGUUACCCAAACUAAUUAGCCUGGUAAAGCAAGGUAACCGGCAUCGUCAAUCUCAAAGACCUCACCACCCGUCUCACCUUGAGUUUGAACUAAUCGCUAACAGUUUGCCGCCAGAUUUCAUUCAAGCAGAUGUAAUUAUAGAAAAUGAUGCCAACCUCAUUAGCUCUCGCCAUAUUAUCAUGGCCACUGAGAAUCAACUUCACCUCUUGAGCAAUACCAAACAGUGGUAUAUUGAUGGUACAUUUAGAAUAGUCCGGCAACCAUUUUAUCAACUUUUGUCCAUACAUGCCUUCCUUAAGUCGGACGAACAUGCAAAGCAAGUGCCCCUCUUAUUUGUUUUGAUGAGUGGGAAAAAAGAGGAAGACUAUAGAAAAGUGUUUGAAGCCAUCAAUACGUUGCUGGAGGCAGACCCAGAGGUAGAAGAAGUCAUUAUGGAUUUUGAGGUAGCUAUGUGGAACGCUGUAAGGAAUGUAUAUCCCUCUGUUCAUUUACAUGGGUGCACUUUUCAUUGGGCUCAAGCCAUGUGGCGGAAAGUGCAACAAGUUGGCUUAGCGACUUCUUAUAUGGAGCGUGGUCCAGUAUACGAUUUUAUAAGCCAACUUUUUGCUCUUCCCUAUCUGCCAAAACGUCACAUUCGACCAGCCUUCGAAACGCUACAAGAAAGAUCACAGCUAUGCGAGCCUACAAGGGAACUCACUGACUAUCUAAGUCAAACUUGGCUUCAUAACACUGUCUGGUCAGUGGGCAACUGGUGUGUGUUCCGAAGAUUAGUGCGCACAAACAAUGAUGUCGAAGGCUGGCAUAGACGCAUUAACACACGCGCCAAUAAACACAACAUAUCUAUAUACCUCCUCAUUCCGCUUCUUCACAAAGAAGCAAUGAUGGUUAACUUGCAGUUGCAGUUAGUUGCUGAGCAAUCCUUGAAAUCCAGCACAAGAAAAGGAAACAAUAAGAAGCAGGUCCAUCUGUGGAAGUUGUGGGAUGCCUACGAAGAGAAAUCCAUCACCACAACUAAAUUUCUGAGAAGCUGUAAGCAGUUUAUUCCUGGUCCAACAUAAGAGCUGCACAUGUCCUCACUGCUGUAUUUUAACUUUUUCAAUGUUUUAAUGUUUUUAAUAUUUUAAUGUUUUUAUAGUUUUAAUGUUUUAAUGUUUUUAAUAUUUUAAUGUUUUUAAAAUAAAAAAAUAUAUUUUAAUGUUUUUAUAGUUUUAAUGUUUUAUUGUUUUUAAUAUUUUAAUGUUUUUACAAUAAAUAAAAUAUUUGGUGACGAAACGGGUGUAAAUGAAGGUGACGAAACGGGUUCAAAAAAUGGUGACGAAACAGUUUGGUGACGAAACGGGCAGCACCC
Messenger RNA from Scylla paramamosain (green mud crab), 3367 nucleotides. RefSeq lists its product as uncharacterized. The transcript is spliced from 2 exons. The coding region runs from base 1185 to 3077 and encodes 630 amino acids. The record is from RefSeq and is a predicted model, not a curated record. Lineage: Eukaryota; Metazoa; Arthropoda; Malacostraca; Decapoda; Portunidae.